CAGGGGGGCGGUGCCGAGCUCAGCUCAGUGGCUGCAGAAGCGAAGAAGGAGGCGGAGCAGGCUGGGGUCCCGGGGAAAGGAGGCCUUGACCGCCUGAGGAGAGAAUCUGGAGCCAGUGGUGUUCCCCUGGCAGGGCCCAGCUCUGCCGCUUCCACUCUGCCCUGCUGCAGAGCAGGCUGCACCCCUGGCUGUCCCCUGCUGGGCCGUCCCCUGCUGCCUUCUCCAGGAGAAACCUCAGGGUCCUGCCUGCAAGGUGGUCUUUCAGACCCCAGCCCCUAUGGAGGAAGGUGCUGUCUGCUGCGGUGCUGGGGGUACCCCUGCUCCUUGGGGCCCGCUAUUUCACAGCCGAGCCUCAGGAGAAGAGAAGGAUGAGGCUGGUAGUGGACGGCGUGGGGCGUUUCAGCAGGUCUCUGAGGAUAGGCCUCCAGAUCUCCCUGGACUACUGGUGGUGUGCAAACAUCGUCCUGCGAGGGGUCGAAGAGAACAGCCCUGGGUACUUGGAGGUGAUGUCUGCGUGUCACCAGCGGGCAGCUGAUGCCCUGGUCGCCGGGGCCAUCAGCAAUGGGGGCCUCUACGUGAAGCUGGGCCAGGGGCUGUGCUCCUUCAACCACCUGCUGCCCCCGGAGUAUAUCAGGACCCUGCGUGUGCUGGAGGACAGGGCCCUCACGCGCGGUUUCCAGGAGGUGGACGAGCUGUUCCUCGAGGACUUCCAGGCCCUGCCCCACAAGCUCUUUCGGGAGUUCGACUACCAGCCCGUCGCCGCCGCGAGCCUGGCCCAGGUGCACCGAGCCAAACUGCACGACGGCACAGAGGUGGCCGUGAAGGUGCAGUACAUCGACCUGCGGGACCGCUUUGACGCGGACAUCCACACUCUGGAGCUCCUGCUCCGGCUCAUCGAGCUCAUGCACCCCAGCUUCGGCUUCAGCUGGGUGCUCCAGGUAACUGCUGCCCAGGGACGGGCUGAAGCGAACAGGGUCCACAAGUUACAUGCUGGGGUGCGCUGGUCCCCGACCUGGACCCCCAGCUGCCCAUGUGGCCCCCAGGACCUGAAGGGCACCCUGGCCCAGGAGCUGGACUUCGAGAACGAGGGCCGAAAUGCCGAGCGCUGCGCACGGGAGCUGCAGCACUUCCGCUAUAUCGUGGUCCCCCGCGUGCACUGGGACACGUCCAGCAAGCGUGUGCUGACCGCCGAAUUCUGUGAAGGCUGCAAGGUCAACGACAUGCAGGCCAUCAAGCGCAUGGGGCUGGCGGUGAAGGAUAUCGCAGAGAAGCUCAUCCAGGCUUUUGCGGAGCAGAUAUUUUAUACAGGCUUCAUCCACUCCGACCCCCACCCCGGCAAUGGUAGGGAAAGUCCCAGGGGUGGGGGUCGGGGGUCGGGGGACACGGGCCAACAUGCUGUGUCCCUAGUUCUGGUGCGGAAAGGCCCCGAUGGGAAGGCACAGCUGGUGCUGCUGGACCACGGGCUCUACCAGUUUCUGGAUGAGAAGGACCGGUCAGCCCUGUGCCAGCUGUGGCGGGCCAUCAUUCUGAGGGACGAUGCCGCCAUGAAGACACACGCAGAGGCACUCGGGGUGCGAGGUGAGGCCGGGGGUGCAGGUGCGGGGGCCUAUGGGGCACGCGGCCCGGGCUCACUGCCUCCCCGCCCCCCAGACUACUUCCUCUUCUCCGAGGUGCUCAUGCAGCGGCCCGUACGCCUGGGGCAGCUGUGGCGCUCGCACCUGCUGAGCCGCGAGGAGGCGGCCUACAUGCAGACCAUGGCGCGGGAGCACUUCGAGGACAUCAUGGCCGUGCUCAGGGCCCUGCCGCGGCCCAUGCUGCUCGUGCUGCGAAACAUCAACACCGUGCGCGCCAUCAACACCGCCCUGGGCGCCCCCGUCGACCGCUACUUUCUCAUGGCCAAGAGUGCGGUCAGGGGCUGGAGCCGCCGGGCAGGCGCAGCGUACCACAACAUCUACGGGGCCAGCCUCCUGCGCCACAUCAAGGUCAUCUGGGAGACGUUCAAGUUUGAAGUGGCCCUGAGGCUGGAGACCCUGUCGAUGAGGCUCACCGCCCUCCUGGUUCGGCUCUUGGCCCACCUGGGCCUCCUGCCCGAGACCCAGGGGCUCUCGGAGUACCUGGAGACCUAGGGAGUCCCGGGGGCCAGAGGACCUCAGAGCGCCUCCACCGUCAGACAGACAAUGCGGGCCAGGCUGGCGGUGCACACGCCCAAAAACUGGGGUGCAGAAGCAGCCGUGGCCUGAAGUUGGGGGGGGGGUACGCCACGGGGCUCGGACUACGGCCCGGCCAGGAGGCCUGGCAAUGACCACAAGCUCUUGUCAAAUCCAA
Messenger RNA from Ailuropoda melanoleuca (giant panda), 2325 nucleotides. It is a transcript of the gene ADCK5, whose product is annotated as aarF domain containing kinase 5. Lineage: Eukaryota; Metazoa; Chordata; Mammalia; Carnivora; Ursidae. The transcript is spliced from 12 exons. The coding region runs from base 369 to 2126 and encodes 585 amino acids. The record is from RefSeq and is a predicted model, not a curated record.